AUGGAAAGACUUCGCAUUAUGGGCCAGAAUUCCAACGAAAAUGAAGCAGAAGUGGCAGCAGUCAUGAACAGAGAUGACAAGUCUUGUCAUAGGAAGAUCGAUUGGAACGCUGUAAACAGAGGGCCAAGGAUUGUUAUAAAUAUUUCUGGGCAGCGAUACGAGACCUAUGAAAAGACGCUUGAAUUAUUUCCUGAGUCACUUCUUGGAGAUAAAGAAAGAAGAAAGGACUUCUACGAUCCGGUUAACAAUGAAUUUUUUUUCGACCGUAACCGCAUUUGCUUCGAGUCGAUACUAGCUUACUACCAAACAAACGGAAUUCUUAUAAGGCCGCAAAGUAUUCCACGGAAGGUAUUUAUAAGCGAUGUUCGCUUCUUUGAUCUCGGACCAAAGGCUUUGGUUCAAGCUGGUGAAGGAUUGGAACAGCCUGUCGAACAAAAUAAACGACUUUUACCAAAGAACAAAAUACAGAGAAAAGUAUGGGAGUUAUUUGAACAUCCAGACACUUCGAAUUUUGCACGAGGAAUCGCCAUUUGGUCCGUUUGCAUAAUUAUCUUAUCAAUAGCUCUUUUUUGCGUCGAGACUUUGCCGCAGUUUCAGGAGGAGCCAGUUAAAACAGUAAAUGGAACAGUCACUUCGUUUACAUCGAAAAAGAAAACAGAUAACCCAUUCUUCCUCAUUGAAGCAUUUUGCAUCACCUGGUUUACAUUGGAGUAUGUAAUUCGUUUCAUUUUUAGCCCAAACAAGUGGAAAUUCUUCAUUUCAGUGCUAAAUAUGAUUGACUUGGUUUCCAUUAUACCGUUCUAUAUAACUCUGCCUAUGGAGGAUUCAGGUAAUGUUUCGUCACUCGCAGUUCUUCGCUCCGUCCGUCUCGUGCGAGUCUUUCGUAUUUUCAAACUGUCGCGUUACUCGCGUGGACUUCAAAUUCUGGGUCACACUCUGAGGGCGAGCUUGAGAGAGUUAGGCCUUCUGUUUUUCUUCCUCUGUAUGGGAGUUGUUCUGUUCUCCAGUGCUGUCUAUUAUGCAGAAAUCAGCAAUGAGGAUGGAAAUGAUUUCCUGAGUAUUCCUCAUUCAUUUUGGUGGGCGAUUAUAACCAUGACUACUGUGGGCUAUGGAGACAUAACACCCAAGACUCUUGGUAUGUAUCCUAUAUGACUUUGGUUUUAAAUAUUUGCUCUUAAAGUUUGUUAUUUUCUCAUUAUUGAAUAUUUCGUGGCUCUCGAAACUGAUUACUAUAAGUAAGUUUUGGUCACGAAUCAAGAAAUAACACACUUACGAGAAUUGAAUAGAAAUCAAGGUAUCUCUAGAUGACACUUUGUUUUAAUCCAUUGUUUACAUCUGUGGGUAGAAAUCAAACUGACCUUCAUUUGUAGAUCAUCAAAAGGCAAUCGUGUAAAAACAGAACAGUUGUAAGAAUUACCGAAGCCUAAAAUUGCAAGUCAAAAAUUCCUGCCUUUGGUAGGAGACAAUUUUUCUUAGAAAAAUUCACGCGUCGAUGAUUUUCACGCGAAACCUGGCGCUAUAGGAUUUUUUGAAACAAUGCAUUAUUUAAUUUCCAUGUCAUCUAUUUUGACUAUGUAACUGUGGGAUAUGACAUUCUUAAGAAAAGAACCCCUGCAAAUGGAAACAGUGCUCGUCAGUAGUCUUGCAGAAAGCCGUGUAUCUGAUACAGCGAUAAGCCUGAUAAGUGACUUUCACUUAAUUAAGGAUCCUAUGAAAAUCUUACAUCUGAGUGAUCUAUCAAAAGUGAGUGUUUGCUUUAGGUAAAGAAUGCAAUCAGAAUGAGGCGUAAAAAAUCAGCGAUUCUGACGCAUUCUACAAACAGGGCACUUCAUUAGUUAAGUACGUUUUAAGACAAAAACAAAUAAGGUAUUUUAAAUGUUCUCGCCAAAAAACCAGCAUACUGCUCGCAGUUUGUGACUCAAGGCAGCAUCCUUUGGGAUGUUCACCUUGAAUUUGAUGUCGCCUAUCGAGGGUCUGAUAAACCGCAACUCAGUCAUAUCGCAAGAAAAUCCAAAUCUUUUAUCCUCCCCUCAUCAUAACAAACAAAUAUCGCAAUGAUGUAAAACGUCCAAAAACGCACACUGAGGUAGACGCACUGGUGAAAGAGCGCGCGCCUUGAUUCAGCGUACACCUACUAGUCAACCAUGUCUAGAGGCCUGUGUUCCCGUGUUGGAUAAAGACUUCUUUUAUAUUUUUUUUUUAAGAAAGAGCUAUCUUAUCGGGUUUUCAUAGUUCUUAUUUUAAAACAAGUUAUAGGAAAAAUGAAGUGGGUACAAUUAAAACUCCUAAGAUUAUUAGCCUUUUAAGGCAUCUUACUGAGUGUAGGGCUGUUUGUCUGGGAACUAGCGAUUGACUCCGACUAUUAUUCACGUUAUCCUGCAGGUGGAAAGUUAGUUGGCUGUUUCUGUGCCAUCACAGGUGUGUUAGCCAUUGCUUUACCAGUGCCAGUCAUAGUCUCGAACUUCGCUUAUUACUACUCGAAAGAGAAUGAUGGAAGGCAUUCAAACAUGGAUGAUGAGGAUGAAGACGACGAAAUAGAACAGGAAAAUGAGCCAGUAAAGAAAGAAAAACAUGUAAAGAAAAAAAUCUCAUUAAAUUGUACUGCAAAGAUAUGUCGGACAAAUAGAGGCAAUGAUACAGUACAAAUAAAAAGAAAACGAAAAUUUGCAACGGUGAAUUAUCCUGACACGCUGUAUAAUGCUUUAGAUUCCAACGCAAACAAGGAUCAUCAAAAUGGAUUGGCAAAUGCCAACCCAGUUAAGGACGAAAACGAUCAAAAGAGCUACGAAAAGGAGACUUCUUUGUCGCAAGUAGAGACAAUCGUCUAA
Pocillopora meandrina is the source of this 2828-nucleotide messenger RNA. Lineage: Eukaryota; Metazoa; Cnidaria; Anthozoa; Scleractinia; Pocilloporidae. The record is from the annotation of a GenBank genome assembly.